CCUUGGCACGGCAUCAGUAAAGAAAAAAAAAAAAAAAAAUUUGAUAGUUGAGACUUUUGACACAAAUUAAUCACGGCAGAGGGAAUUUGAGACUAAGCACAGCAGUAAGCAGAAGCAGAAGCGUCUGCCGCAAGACAAUGGGUGUCCACGGUCUCUGGGAACUACUCGCCCCCGUCGGCCGCCGCGUCUCCGUCGAGACCCUCGCCGGAAAAACCCUUGCAGUCGAUGCGAGCAUAUGGAUGGUGCAAUUUAUGAAGGCGAUGCGCGAUGAGAAGGGCGAAAUGGUUCGAAACGCUCACUUGCUGGGCUUCUUUCGUCGAAUUUGCAAGCUCUUGUUCCUCAGGACAAAGCCAGUGUUUGUCUUCGACGGCGGAACCCCCGCCCUAAAGCGCCGCACCGUCAUCGCCCGCCGCAGGCAGCGUGAGAACGCCCAGGCCAAAGUCCGCAAGACUGCAGAGAAAUUACUUCUCAAUCACUUAAAGGCAUUGAGGUUGAAAGAAGUUGCUGAUGACAUUAAGAACCAGAGGCUGCAGCAGAAGAGUGAUGCCAAGGGAUGCAAAAAACCUGAUCGGAUGGACUUUGUCGAUAGUGAUCCAGGAAAAAGUAACAUGAAAGAGAUAAAUGAAAUGUCUUCAGCUAAACUUGCAGCUACAGAGGCAGGAAAUUUCUUGCAAGAAGUUGUGUCAAGAAGUCGCAACCAGGAGGAACUUGAUGAAAUGUUGGCAGCAUCUAUAUCUGCAGAGGAGAAUGGAAUGCUAGCCGGGAAAGAAGUGCCAUCUACUGUACCUAAUACUUCAGAGGAGAAAUUUGACACAGAUGGAGAAAUGAUACUGCCUUGUGACAAUGAAGUAGAUUUAGCUGUUUUAGCUGCUUUACCAGAGUCAAUGCAACUUGAUAUUCUUGCACAGCUUAAAGGAAAGAAAACAAAAGCACCAGUGGAAGAUGAACUGCAGAACCAAUGUGAGGUCAAUGAUAGGGGCAAGGGUAAGGGGAUUCUGUUCAGAGAAAGUGACUUGGGUGGUUGUAGCUCAAAAUGUGACAAUGUGAUAUCAACAAAUGACAAUCAAGACAAAAUUGAUGAAAUGUUAGCAGCCUCUGUUGCUGCGGAGGGAAUUGCAAAGUCUAUGAGUAAUGCAUCAACUUUUUUUGGGGCUUCAGCCAUUGAGGAAGAGGAUGGUGACUAUGAUGAAGAUGAAGAGAUGAUACUGCCUGCAAUGCAUGGUGGAGUUGAUCCAGCUGUUCUGGCCUCUUUACCUCCAUCAAUGCAACUGGAUCUCCUAGUUCAGAUAAGAGAGCGAUUAAUUGCAGAGAAUCGACAAAAGUAUCAAAAAGUAAAGAAGGAUCCUGCAAAAUUUUCUGAGCUACAAAUAGAAGCUUACCUUAAAACAGUUGCUUUUCGACGAGAGAUAGACGAAGUGCAAAAAGCUGCUGCUGGAAGAGGAGUAGGGGGUAUCCAAACUUCACGGAUUGCAUCUGAAGCCAACAGGGAGUACAUAUUCUCAUCAUCUUUUACUGGUGACAAACAAGAACUUGCAUCAAGCAGAUCAGAGAAAAAUGAUGAUGCUCAUCGAAAGGCUCAAGGAACACAUCCUGUGGAGAACCUUGCUAAUAUUAUUGCAUCAGCUGGUUCUAAUACUACAAGUGGAUUGGUUUGCAAUGAACCUAGUGAAUCUGUUGAUGAAAGAAUUCAGACCUUCCUAGAUGAGAGGGGUCAAUUUCGAGUUAGCAGAUCAAGAGCUAUGGGGAUGCGUAUGACCCGAGAUUUGCAAAGAAAUUUGGACUUGAUGAAGGAGAUUGAGCUGGAAAGAACACACAUCAACAAGGCUUCAAAUAUUGAUGCAAUUUUGAGUGCAGAGAAUAAUGGUCCAUCAAAAAGUUCUGGGACCAAUUCUGUUGGUAAAUUAAAAACUAUGAAUGUUGAUCUAGUUGGUGAGUGUGUGCAAAAUGAGCAAGUGCAAAAUGAGCAAUCUGUCUUUGACAAGGAUACUUCUAUAGAGGUAUCCUUUGAAUAUGAUAGCAAGAAUGCACUCAUUGAUGCUGAAGAUGAAAUAUUUGCUAAUUUAGUAGGAGGAAAUUCAGGGACAGUAUUUCAUGCUGAUGGUAUUCCAGCAAAAGAACAACCUUCUAAUUCAGAUUCAGAUUGUGACUGGGAAGAAGGAAUUGUUGAAGGGAAGAGUACCUUCAUUCCUGGAAAUAAUAAAGUGGAAUGGAAUUCUUCUGUUGCUGAAGGGGAUAAUAAUGAUGAGAGUGAAGUAGAAUGGGAGGAAGGAGAUUGUGAUGGUGAUAAAAGUACCAUAUGUUGCCCAUCUGAGUCUGGGAAAAAGCCAACUCGAGGUCAAUUGGAGGAGGAGUCUAAUUUGCAGGAAGCAAUUAGGAGAAGUCUUGAGACUAUAGGAGAUGGAGAGCUUAAGCACCUAUCAUCUGUAGAUGAGCAUUCAAAUGCUGAUGAGAAAAAAUUGGAUUAUGGAUUAACCCAUGGUGAUUAUUUGGAUGUUUCUGGUGCAAUGAAUUUAAAUGGUGAAGAUGCAUUUGUGAAGAUAAAAAAUAGUAUGGCUGUUUCAUCUUCUCCUAGGGAAGAUGGUUCUAAACAAAAUAUAUUUCAUGGAAAUGUGGAUGGCGAUGGUUAUGUCAACUCCCAAACUUCUGAUUUUCCUAGGGUUGCAAAUAUGAUGAAGGACAAUGACCAUAUGGCUGCAGAACAAUUGUUGGAUAAACAUUGUGAUGAUACUAAGAUGUCUUCCGAUGGCAAAAAUGUUUCCAAGGAUAAUCCACUUGGUUCCACUGAAUCAUCCUUGAAGGGAUCAACAGAAAAUGUUGAUAUUGGGCCAAAGUUAGCUGCAGUGGACAAUGAUGGAAGUUUCAGAGGAGAAAGAAAUAUUGAUCUUGUGAAAAAUGCAGUUAACACCUCAGGAGAUUUUCCAGCACAUGUAGAUGAGGUUAGAUUGGAGGAGGAAAUGCGAAUACUUGGUCAAGAAUAUAUAAACCUUGAAAAUGAGCAGAAGAAACUUGAAAGAAAUGCAGAAUCUGUGAACAGUGAAUUGUUCACAGAAUGUCAGGAAUUACUGCAAAUGUUUGGAUUGCCAUAUAUUAUUGCCCCAAUGGAAGCUGAGGCACAGUGUGCUUUCUUGGAAACUACAAAACUGGUUGAUGGUGUUAUAACUGAUGAUUCUGAUGUCCUUCUAUUUGGAGCUCGUAAUGUUUACAAGAAUAUAUUUGAUGACCGCAAAUAUGUAGAGACAUACUUCAUGGAGGACAUUGAGAAGGAACUUGGAUUGAGCAGGGAAAAAUUAGUACGCAUGGCACUACUACUUGGGAGUGAUUAUACUGAAGGUGUAAGUGGCAUUGGGAUUGUCAAUGCUAUUGAGGUUGUGAAUGCGUUCCCUGAGAAAGAUGGCUUCUUGAAAUUCCGCCAGUGGGUUGAGUCACCAGAUCCCACCAUUCUUGGAUGGUUGAAUACAAAAGGUGGAUCAAAUACAAGAAAGAAAGGAUCAAAAGAGCCUUCGUCGGAUCAAAUUAAUAGUCAUAUUAAGGAACAAGAGGAUUCGCUGGAUUAUGACCAAGAAAUCAAGCAAACAUUUUUUGAGAAACAUAGAAAUGUUAGCAAGAAUUGGCAUAUUCCAUCUUCUUUUCCAAGUGAAACAGUUAUAUCUGCUUAUUAUUCUCCACAAGUUGACAAGUCAACCGAGCCUUUCACCUGGGGAAAGCCAGAUCAUCUUGUUCUUCGAAAAUUGUGCUGGGAGAAAUUUGGGUGGACUAGCCAGAAAGCAGAUGAAUUACUAUUACCUGUUUUAAAGGAAUACUCAACUGCGUUUGGAAGCGUUUUAUAGUUUCAAUGAACGAUUUGCAAAAAUUCGAAGCAAGAGAAUUAAGAAAGCUGUAAAAGGGAUUACUGGUAAGCAGCCUUCAGAAUUGAAAGAUGAUUUCAACAGUGGCAAGAGUAGGAGAGGAAAUCAUCUAGAAUCUGAGGACAAAAAUUUUGAGAAUCUAAAGGGGACAAAGGAAAGUCUUGAAAGUUUGAAGAAACCUAAAGUGAAACAAUCAAGGAAAAGGAAGAAUGACGGGGACACUCUUGGGAAGGCAAUGUCAAAGAGAAAGACAAUCACUGAUGGUCCUUCAGCUUCUGCUAUGUCUGCAGUGGAGAAUAUACAGCCAGGUACUGAGUCUGAAAAAGACCAAAGUGAUAGUAAUCCAUUGAUUUCAAAUAGAAGUGGGAGGGGCAGAGGAAGAGGCAGAAGUUUGGCAGUAAAACAUGGAAGGAAAAAGGAAAGUCUCAUUUAUCAAUCAUCUGAAACAUCAUCUUCUAGUAGCGACACUGAUGAUCAUGUUGAUAUGUCAAAAGUUCCUCAAGAGGUUCGAAGGUCCUCACGUUCCAGAAAACCUGUCAGUUAUUCACUUGAGAACCUAGAAGAUGAAGAACUCAAUGAGUCAUUUGAUACGAGGAAUCAAUCAUCCUUGUGUGAAGAUCCAUUAGAAGAAAAUUUAUCUGAUAUUCCUGGUGCAUGUGGGGAUUCUGCAACUGGUUUAAGCAGAGGUAAAGAGAGUGAUAUGAUAAGUAGUGCUCCAACCAGGAACUUCCCUAGAGACGAUCUUGGGUGGGAAGGUCAAAUUUUCACAGAUGCUGAUGAAACUACUCAUCCAGAUCCAGGAAUUGGUGAUGGUGAUAUUACUGUUAAUGCUGACUCUUGUGAUGACUACCUUAAACUAGGAGGUGGUUUUUGUUUAGAUGAUAGUGAUGAACCUAGCAAUCAGAAUGCAGUUGAUGGUGUCAAUACUGCUGAUACUGAAGGAUUUCUGCACUGUUCUGUUAUGAUGGAUGAGACUGACCAUCAUAAAAAUGGUUCUGAGAUAUUAUUUUCUGGCACCGAUAAAGCUCCCAGCGAGAUGCAAGAGGGACGCAAUGCCUACAAUGUUGACAACGAGCCAAAUGAUAACCUUCCAAAUGUUAGUGCCAAUGAUCAAAAUGAAAUGGGGGUCUCUGUACCUGAGAAUGUUAAUCAUAAUAAUGGAAACUACAAUGGGGCAUUUAGUGCAAUGCCAUUUUUGAGGAAAAGAAGGAAGAAGUAGAAUCUUUCUAGCUUUGAAUGUCGUAGGUUUUUGUGAAUAUUUCUAGAUUACUGACUAUACUAAAUUUUACCCUCCAAGUUGUUCCUUAUAAAUUAUUUAUGUUCUAUUUUACUUGCUGGGGGAAGAGUUCUUGAAAACGCUGGCUUCAUAUCUCAUGCCUCUUAUGUUAUGCUGAAAGUUAUUGCUAUUUAAUUUAUGUCAUCAUCGCCAGAGAAAGGGCAGUGCUUUA
Arachis ipaensis is the source of this 5293-nucleotide messenger RNA. Lineage: Eukaryota; Viridiplantae; Streptophyta; Magnoliopsida; Fabales; Fabaceae. The record is from RefSeq and is a predicted model, not a curated record.